Molecule: messenger RNA, 2102 nt
Organism: Theileria parva strain Muguga
Lineage: Eukaryota; Apicomplexa; Aconoidasida; Piroplasmida; Theileriidae
Gene: PP2AA3
Product: Vacuolar 14 Fab1-binding region family protein
Exons: 10
Coding region: 156-2102 (648 amino acids)
Biological process (GO): protein dephosphorylation
Cellular component (GO): cytoplasm; protein phosphatase type 2A complex
Molecular function (GO): protein phosphatase regulator activity
Source: RefSeq, a predicted model, not a curated record
GUUAUAUUAAUCAAAAUUCUAUCAAAUGUGUAACAUAUUCUCACAUUUUUAAAUAAAUUUUACUUUUUCUAUCACCCGAUAUUAUCAGCAACCAUUUCAUUUAUUUGUUAUAUUUUUUAUAAUUUUAGUUGAUUAAUUUAUAUACAUAAAAUGGUAUGGAUUCGAUUCCUACUCAAUGCGGUCCUCAUAAAACUUAUUCUAUAAACUCACUAGAACCAACUUCCUCAAUACAAUCGGAAUCUUACUUAUAUGACAAAAAAUUCGUCGAUUUUAUAGAGAAAGAUGAAUAUAUCAAACUUUUCAAUCACUAUAUUCAUUUAGGAGGUGAUCCAGCAAGAUAUGCCCUCAAAAGAGUCCAUUUAUUAUCACAUCACUUGGGAUCCGACCUAACACAUGAAUGUUUGGUCCCCUUUUUAUCAAGCUUACAAAAAACUGUUGAUAUUUCACUUUUACCCGCAUUUUGUGAUUCCUGGCUCCUUCUUUACAAAAACAUAGAUGAAAUCGAAACUUUACUUUUAAUUUUUAAGAGUUUUGAGUUUUUUCUAUCCCACGAAAACCCACAAAUAAGAGUCAAGGCAACGAAAAAUGUUAUGCUGAUAGUCGAGAGCUCAAUAAAGCCGAGUAAAAAUGGAAAGAGUUCAAGCCUAGAGGUUGUUAACUCGAUACUGUGCCCGAUGAUAGGAACGUUCGUUGAAAGUGAUUGGUUCCCAUGUGCAAAAUCAGCGUGUUAUCUAAUACCGAAAAUAUAUUCAUACGCAUCGGAAAAAUCGCAAAAUGAACUUAGACAAGCAUUUCAAAGACUAUGCGACUCAGAAACGCUGACGGUUAAAAUAGCAGCAGCAAAGAACCUGAAGCAGGUGAUAUCAAUCAUUGAACCGGAACACGCUAUUUCAAUGUUUUGGCUUGUUCUCAAGAACAUGUCAAUAGACAAUGAAGAAGAAAUAAGAAUGUUAGCUGUGGAUUGUUCCCUAGUUUUUGCAAAGCAGUGCACACCGGAACAGAACCUGAACCUGAAUAUACCGCUGUUAAAGGCAGCAUCAGAGGAUACGUCAUGGAAAGUUCGAGAGUUUGUUGGUCUCAAUUUUAUAAAGAUAUAUGAAACCUUUGAUGAGUUGGUUGUUAAGGAUAAUCUGUUUGACUCCCAUGUAAAUUUACUAUGCGACAACAAUGAUAGAGUUAAAUCGUCCUCAAUUCGAUCAUUUUCAAACUGGUCAGGAAUUCUUUCACAGGAACUUAUCGAGGCGUACGUACCUAUACUCGAUAAUUUGGCAAAGAAGUCAAAUAAAGAUAUAAGACAAAGCGUGUGUAAAACACUCGCGUUGUUUGCAAUGAAGCUUAAGAAGAAGGAUGCGUUGUCAAUUCUAAGGCCAACCAUCCAACUACUUUUGACAGAUGAGUCAAUGGAAGUAAGAUUACGAGUGGUUGAGAACAUACAUUUGAUAUGUGAUCGUGAAGAGUUCUACGGAUUAAUAGGAGAGAAGCUCAUUGAAACCAUCGACACAUCAAUUGAAAACCCAAUUUGGAGGAACAGACUUGUUAUAGCAGAGCAACUUACGAGUUUCUUUAGCCACUUUGGAGCCACAAUAUUUGAGCAAAGUUUUCUAAACGUACUUUUCAGAUUAUUACUCGACGAUGUCUGGAAAGUUCGAAAUGCAGUUUUAGUCAGUUUGGAGAAAAUCUGUAAUGAAUGCGGAAGCAUAUGGGCAGUAAAGUUCAUUUUAUCAGAGUUAAAAACCAUUUAUUUAACUCCCAGGCAGUCAAGUUUCACAAAAAACAAGAAAACUAAAAGUUCCAUUAGAAUAGUCAUUAUACAAGCGCUUGUCGCCGUAGCUAAAUCAAUAGAUGUUGAAAACCUAAUUGAACACAUUAUGCCAUUGCUUCUCAACUCAUUAACGGAUUCUAUUCCAAAUAUACGUUUUGUAUCUGUAAAUUCACUCGCAAAUAUAUUUAUAAUAUAUAAAAAUGAAAAGCCGGAGCUAUUCCUUCAAGCAAAAUGCGCACUGAUUAAGUUGUGCCAAGAUUCAGAUGAAGAUGUAAAAUAUUUCGCCAAAAGAGCACUGGAUACCUAUGAGAGAUCAUUUAGUGAUCACCUAGUAAUGUAA